This is a messenger RNA of Pangasianodon hypophthalmus (striped catfish), 2549 nucleotides long. It is a transcript of the gene fmr1, whose product is annotated as fragile X messenger ribonucleoprotein 1. The record is from RefSeq and is a predicted model, not a curated record. Gene Ontology annotation, biological process: regulation of dendritic spine development; anterograde axonal transport; central nervous system development. The transcript has 15 exons. NCBI's taxonomy places the organism in Eukaryota, Metazoa, Chordata, Actinopteri, Siluriformes, Pangasiidae. Bases 337 to 2064 code for a protein of 575 amino acids. Gene Ontology annotation, cellular component: neuronal cell body; axon; membrane. Gene Ontology annotation, molecular function: protein homodimerization activity; mRNA 3'-UTR binding; translation regulator activity.
AGGCGUAAGGACGCGCACCCGGUCACGUGACUCGGGUAAAAGGGGAGCUUCUCUUGUGUGUGUGUGUGUGUGUAUGUGUGUGUAUAUGUGUGCGUAUGUGUGCGUGCGUGUGUUUACAUCAACGCGUUCACGCGCAGCUGCUGCGCCCAUGCUAAUGCUAGCCGCUCUGUAUAUGUUUCGUUUUCGUUUUCGCGUAAACCUCGACGCACAGCGACGCUAAACAACAACAGAAGGCUGUUGUGAUUAGAAGGAAGUGCGACAAACGCAGUAGUUUGUGUGUGUGUGUGUGUGUGUGUGUGUGUGUGUGUGUGUGUGUGUGUGUGUUUAAUCGGCGUCAUGGAGGAGCUGGCGGUGGAAGUGAGGGGCGCGAGCGGGGCUUUCUACAAGGCUUUCGUGAAGGACGUGCAUGAGAACACAGUCACUGUGACGUUUGAAAACAAUUGGCAGCCAGAGCGACAGAUCCCUUUUCAUGAUGUGCGGUUUCCUCCUCCUGCUGGGGUUCAGAAAGAGAUCACUGAGAGUGAUGAGGUUGAGGUCUACUCCAGGGCUAAUGACAAGGAACCGUGUGGCUGGUGGCAAGCCAAAGUGCGCAUGGUAAAAGGGGAGUUUUACGUCAUCGAGUACGCAGCCUGCGAUGCCACGCUCAACGAGAUCGUCACGUUAGAGAGGCUGCGGCCCGUGAACCCCAACAAAGCCACCACAAAGAACCCCUUCCUGAAAAUCAGACUGGACGUUCCAGAAGACCUGCGACAGAUCUGCGCAAAAGACUCGGCUCACAAAGAUUUCAAAAAAGCCGUGGGAGCAUUCAACGUCACAUAUGAUUCGGAUAAGAAGCAGCUAGUUAUUCUGUCAGUCAACGAGGUGACUGCUAAACGGGCAACCAUGAUGACGGACAUGCACUUCAGGAGCCUGCGCACCAAAAUGUCCCUCAUUCUAAGGAACGAAGAGGCCAGUAGGCAGCUGGAGAGCUCUCGGCAGUUAGCGUCAAGGUUCCAUGAGCAGUUUGUGGUGCGCGACGAUCUGAUGGGUUUGGCCAUCGGCACACACGGAGCCAACAUCCAACAGGCCCGCAAAGUUCCUGGAGUCACCAACAUCGACCUAGACGAGGAGACGUGCACCUUUCACAUCUAUGGAGAGGACCAGGAUGCUGUGCGCAAAGCCAGGAGCUACCUGGAGUUUUCAGAAGAUGUUAUCAGGGUACCCAGGAAUUUAGUAGGGAAAGUCAUUGGGAAGAGCGGGAAGCUGAUUCAGGAGGUCGUGGAUAAAUCUGGAGUCGUCCGAGUGAGAGUGGAACCAGAAAAUGAGAAGAAAUCAUCUCCGCUGGAGGAGGGCAUGGUGCCAUUUGUGUUUGUGGGGACAAAAGAAAGCAUCUCAAAUGCACGCUUACUGCUCGACUACCAUCUCAACUAUCUCAAGGAGGUGGAUCAGUUGCGGAUGGAGAGGCUGCAGAUCGAUGAACAGCUACGACAGAUCGGCGGAGGCCCCAGAGCUCCAUCAGGACGACCGGAGAAGGAAAAACCGUUCAGCUCUGAUAAUGGCAUGGGACAUUCCCGAGGGGGCAAGCCAUUCGGCCGUGGAGGGCGAGGAAGACGAGGGCCUACGUUUGCGUCAGGCACCAAUUCUGAAGCAUCCAAUGCAUCCGAGACUGAAUCAGACCACAGAGAUGAGCUAAGUGACUGGUCUCUGGCUCCCACCGAUGAAGAGUCUAUGGGAUACCCCAAACGAGUCCCAGACGGACGAAAGAGAGGCGGCGGUGGUGGCCGGGGCCGAGGGGGACGAGGAAGAGGAGGGGGAGGGGGAGGAGGAGGCUACAAAGGUGAGGACGUGCACUGGAGUGAGUCACGCCCCCGGAACUCCAGAGACUCCAAGCCGAGGCUGCAGGAGGACUCACUACAGAUUCGUGUCGACAGCAAUAACGAGAGGAGCGUCCACGCUAGCCGAGGCCCUCAGGGGCCCAGCGGCGACUCGACCGGCCCCCGACAGAGGAGCAUCAAGGAGCGAGGGAUAAAGAAAGAGAAGCAGGAAGGGCAAGACAGCCAGGUCGUCAUGAACGGCGUGUCGUAAUUGAAAAUCCCCCGUGUCUAAUCUCCCAAACAACUCCACCGUUCCAGAAGCUUCUUUCAUUAGAGACACAUUAGGCCAAAGAGAACCAGGUCAGUAGGGCUUAAAAAAAAAAAAAAAAAAAAAAACACGUGACAUCAAGCACAUUUUGUAACUGUUAACGGGGGGUACUAGACAAAAACGUCUCUGCUGUCUCUGAAUUUUGUAGUCUGCAUUGAUUAGAGGUGUCGGUCUCUAAAUCGAAAGUUUUGUAAUCGACUUUCUAGGCAACUAACAAAGAUGUGGGUGUAUUAAAAAAAAGUGUGUGUGUGUGUUUUUGAUUUUUGUUCACAUCAGGGGGACAUCAGAUUUGAUUCAAAUGUGUGUGCCAUCUCUUGUGGCAUCCCCCCCCCUUACUGUUUGGUGUCUGUUUAUUAUAGAGCCCAUCAUGAUGUGAGGUUCCAGCCACAUUGCAUAAAAAAAAAAAAAUAAAAAAAAAAAAUAGACAA